GUAGCCCAGGUAAUGUCCCGUAACAGAUUUGAAAAGAUCACAAGCCACCUGCAUUUUUUCGAUAAUGAAGCGGCCAACGACAAAGUAAAAGAAGACGAAUGCUGGAAAGUGCGCCCAUGGCUCAGUUCCUUGAGCAGCAACAUGGUUGUCUUGCCCCAAGAAAAAAAAUCUGCAGUGGACGAAAUCUUGAUCCCUUUCUGUGGGCGGUGUUACAUUCGUCAGUACAUGCCUAAUAAACCAAAAAGUAAAUGGGGUCUAAAACUUUGGGCACGUUCUGGGGAAUCAGGUCUGUGUUAUGAUUUCGAUGUCUACCAGCGCUGCAACAAAGGUUUUUAUGGCAGCCAGGGUGGCUACCAGCUUGGGUUGGGAGCUGGCGUCGUGCUCCAGCUGUGUUCCAGCCUACCGAAGCGAGACGACAACCUAGUUGUCGCUGAUAACUUCUUCACAGGCCCUCAGCUUGUAGAGGAGCUUUCAAGAAUGGGAAUUUCCUAUAUUGGUAUGGUUCGUGAAAACAGACUCAGCUGCAGCAAGUUGAUGGAUGAGAAAUCGAAAAAGCGAGGUCGGGACACCUGUGAUACUUUAGUCACUUCAUGUGACCAAAAGACAAUGGUGGCAGUGAAGUGGCAUGACAACCGCACUGUUACUCUUCUUUCGAACUGCAUUGGUGCUGACCCGCUUACAUCAGUCAAAAGGUGGGACAGCAAGGAGAAAAAGCAUAUUUUUGUCGAUUGUCCAGCGAUCAUUUCUUCCUACAACAGAUCAAUGGGCGGCGUGAAUCUUCUAGACAAAAUGUGCUUCUCCUAUCGCUUUUCUAUCAGGUCUAAAUGCUGGUAUAUGUAUUUGUUUUGGCACACGCUCAAAAUAGCAGCUGUUAAUGCAUGGUUCAUGCACAAGAGAAUUCUCCAGCAGCACAAACUGCCGCCUACACCCUUGAGAGAAUUCCUCUCUGAGCUCGCAACGAGUCUGAUCUUGCUCAACAAACGACCACCAGGGCGCCCUUCGAUUCAGAAUGUCACACCAUUCAAGAAAGUGUGCCUAAAUGUCUCCCGGGAUGUCAGAAGAGACAGCAACGAGCACUGGCCCACAUGGAAUGCAAAACUGAACCGCUGCAAGGCAUGCCCAGGAGGGUACACCUGUGUUUCGUGUGCCAAGUGUAAGGUGAUGUGUAUCAACAAAGACCGUAACCGUUUUGUUAGUUUUCACCAAUAGGCGCCAAACAGCUAUGCUUGUAUUGUGCUUUCUUCAAUUUGAAAAUUCGCCAAAAUUAUUGGUAGCAAUAAAAAGUUUCUUUCA
This is a messenger RNA of Rhipicephalus microplus (southern cattle tick), 1293 nucleotides long. RefSeq names its product piggyBac transposable element-derived protein 3-like. The record is from RefSeq and is a predicted model, not a curated record. Lineage: Eukaryota; Metazoa; Arthropoda; Arachnida; Ixodida; Ixodidae.